AUGUCAUUAACAAUUAAUGAUUUAAAUAUAAUUGAAUAUCUCACCAAAUGGUAUAUAUCAUUACCGUUAUUACUAGUUGUUUACAAAUUAUUUGAUGUUUUUUAUGAAAUUUAUUUAAGAAAUAAAUUAGGUGCAAAACGUGAAACCAAUAUCGAAUCAGAUGGAUAUUUUGGAUUCAAAAUGCCUUUUAUAAUGAUUAAAAAAAAAGAUGAUGGAGUUUUACCAGAUUUUUCAGUUGAAAGAUAUGAAAAUUUAUUAAAUCCAAAUAUCGCAACUUAUUCAUUUAAAAUUUUUACAACUAAAUUAUUUGCAACCAAAGAUCCUGAAAAUAUUAAAGCUAUUUUAGCUACACAAUUUAAUGAUUUUAGUUUAGGUUUAAGACAUGCUCAAUUUGCUCCACUUUUAGGAAAUGGUAUAUUUACAUUAGAUAAAGAAGGUUGGAAAGAUUCAAGACAAAUGUUAAGACCACAAUUUGCAAGAGAACAAAUUAGUCAUGUUAAAAUGUUAGAACCUCAUAUACAAAUAUUAUUUAAACAUAUUCGUAAAAAUUUAGGUAAUACAUUUGAUUUACAAGAAUUAUUUUUUAGAUUAACUGUUGAUUCAGCAAGUGAAUUUUUAUUUGGAGAAUCUGUUGAAUCACUUAAGGAUGAAUCAAUUGGGUUUCAUAUUGAAGAUUUUGCUGGUAAAAAGGAAUUUGCAAAAUCUUUUAAUUCUGCUCAAGAUUCAAUGUCUGUUAGAUCAAAAUUACAAAAAUUAUAUUGGUUAUAUAAUCCAAAACAUUUUCAACAAUGUAUUAAAGUUGUUCAUACAUUUGCUCAACAUUAUGUUCAAAAAGCCUUAAGUUUAACUCCAGAAGAAUUGGAUAAACAAGAAGGUUAUGUUUUCUUGUAUGAAUUAGCUAAACAAACAAGAGAUCCAAAAGUUUUACAAGAUCAAUUAUUAAAUAUUUUAGUUGCAGGUAGAGAUACAACAGCUGGAUUAUUAUCAUUUGUAUUUUUUGAAUUAGCAAGAAAUCCAGAAAUUUUUAAAAAAUUAAAAGAAGAACUUUAUUCAAAAUUUGGUUUUGGAAAAGAUGCAAGAGUUGAAGAAAUUACAUUUGAAAGUUUAAAAAAUUGUGAAUAUUUAAAAGCUGUAUUAAAUGAAACUUUAAGAUUAUAUCCUUCUGUACCUCAAAAUUUUAGAUUAGCUAUUAAAGAUACAACAUUACCUCAUGGUGGUGGAAAAGAUGGAUUAUCCCCAGUUUUAAUUCGUAAAAAUACAACAGUUACUUAUUCAGUUUAUGCAACUCAUAGAUCAGAAGAAUUUUAUGGUAAAGAUUCUACUAUUUUUAGACCUGAAAGAUGGUUUGAACCAGAAACUAGAAAAUUAGGUUGGGCUUUUUUACCAUUUAAUGGUGGACCUCGUAUUUGUUUAGGUCAACAAUUUGCAUUAACUGAAGCAAGUUAUGUUACAACAAGAUUAAUUCAAGAAUUUUCAAAUUUAUCAAUGAAUCCAAAUACUAAAUAUCCACCUAAAAAAUCAUCUCAUUUAACUAUGAGUUUAUUUGAUGGUUUAAAUAUUGAAAUGUCAUGA
Lodderomyces pseudojiufengensis is the source of this 1572-nucleotide messenger RNA. Its product is annotated as cytochrome P450. The transcript has a single exon. NCBI's taxonomy places the organism in Eukaryota, Fungi, Ascomycota, Pichiomycetes, Serinales, Debaryomycetaceae. The record is from RefSeq and is a predicted model, not a curated record. Bases 1 to 1572 code for a protein of 523 amino acids. Gene Ontology annotation, molecular function: iron ion binding; heme binding; oxidoreductase activity, acting on paired donors, with incorporation or reduction of molecular oxygen, reduced flavin or flavoprotein as one donor, and incorporation of one atom of oxygen.